AUGAUUAUUAUUAUUAUUAAUAUUAUUAUUGUUAUUGUAGCAAUCGCUGAGGUCUACAAAAAUGAGGGCAACGAUGAGUACAAGAAGAACAAUUUUAACAGCGCCAUUCACUUCUACACGGAAGGAAUUAAAGUGAAUUGUAAAGAUGAAGAACUGAACGCCAUACUGUACAGCAACAGGGCGGCGGCACGUUUUAAUUUGGGUGAGAAGUUGCUGUUAGUUGUCUUAAAUAUCUUUAAUUUCGUUUUGCCUAUCGGAUUGUUUUGGGGGCAGGGAAGAGUAACAACUGCUAUAAGUAUUAGCAGUGAUUAUAUGAGUACUGUGGUCAAAUGGUUCUAUCGUCUUUUUGCAUUCAUUCUUUCACAGGUAAUUACACUGAAACACUGGAUGAUGCAAAAAUUGCCGUGGGCCUACGACCAUCUUUCUUGAAAGCUUUUGUGCGAGGUAAGUUAGCUAUAGUCCCGUCGUCAAAGUUCAGUGGCGAAUCCAGGGGGGAGGGUCUUUGGGGUGUUGAUUCCCCCAGUAUAUCCGACUGAUCAAGUACUAAGCCAACUAGCUGCUAUAAAACUGAAACAGUUACCCCUGCAUGGUCCUGAAUUGUCGCAUACAACUUCCACUUCCUGGCUGAGAAACAGAACUAAUGCUUUUUCAUGUUGCCUUUUAACCGUGGGACUUGAUCAAAUUAAUUAAAUCUGAACAGAGAAAGUUCAUCAUUUAACAAUUUUAACACAAGAGGCGAAUGAUUUUUAUGAGUAGAAUGUUCCGUGUUCACAUGUACUGUGGUAAAAAAAAAAAACAGUGUGUAACGACGUAGAAGGAUGGAAGUUACUGGCUUCAACUGGUGUUCAGGUUGGUCCCUCCUAAGCAAAAAUACCUGGAUCCGCCCCAGAAAUUUCUUUCCAAGUUAGGCCCUGUUUACAUGGAGUGGGGGACCCCGGUCUAGUGGGGUAGGUUUCUUUUGUUUUGUGUCCCCCAGAGCGUGAAAACAAAAGAAACCAACCCCACUAGACCGGGAUCCCCCACUCCAUGUAAACAGGCCCUUAAUUAGCCAUUGAAAAGCUUGUGGCCAACCAAACGGACUGUAACCAUGGUAACCUAAUGUUCAUCACAAUAUCAAAAAUUUCCGAACUUAGUAAAAUAUACUCCGUUGCACGUCGGUAAACUCUCCUCCAACACACCAGUCAACCUAUGGAAAAGCCUCUCUUCUCUCCGAGUUGUUAACGAUGUCCUCAUUUCCCUCGCUUAACAACAAACGUGAAGUUCUGCCAGUACUGUUUUAACGUUCAGCUGCAGCUGUAUUAACUAUGACCCUUUGACUCUCUGAUGGGUCUGGUGUACAGUAGGUUAAGCCAGCUUAUAUCUCUUCUCUAUCACAAGCUUCCACUAAAAUAAAGCUGCUGCCGCUGUUUAUCACAUGAUAGCGUAGGAUAUCAUAACAAGAGUAAUGUUUGUAAAACUACGCAGUUAUCGCUUCAAAAAAAAUGCUCAUUAGAUCGAGGCAAUGUUGGCUGUGCAGUUGUGCAGUUGAAAGGAUCUGUGGACUGUUCCAUGCACAUGAUUUUUUUUUCGCGUAGUUUUCUCUUGACUUUCAUCACCCACACAAAUUUUCAAAUAGUCCUUCCCUUGGUACAACAAACAAGAUAAUCAGCAUUGAAUACACCAAAUGUGUUGGAGCUAAACUGUGCUUUGUGUAUUCACAGGUGCAAGUGCCUGCGUUCAGUUGAAAAAGUUUGACGAAGCCAUCACUUGGUGUGAUAAAGGAUUAGCAGUAUCCUUUCCUAAAGUUGAUAGAAUAGAUUUGGAGUCAAUUUCCCUGACGUAACCAAGAGAUCUCUUCGAAUCUUGCCUCCGCCCGUUUAAGAGAAAACACCGCGCGCUUAGCGCCAGCGCCCUAGAAUUCGAAGAGAACGCUCGGUUUCUAAGACUUAACGAAACUGAAUCAAAACAAAGGCUUUGGUACAAAAAAGUGUAUAUAAGUGAAAGAAUGAACCAACAACAACAACAACAAGUUUAUGUCAAAUUAAAUAUAGCUUACAAAGCUUGUGCCCGCAAUUAGCGAAGGCUAUUCGAGGCGGGUACAAGAGAAAAAAGAAAAUUGUAUAGAUAGAUAUAUAAAUAUAUAUAUAUAGAUAUAUAUAUAUAUAUAUAUAUAUAUAUAUGUUAAACGAACAAUCCGAGAAGCAAUCUAGUUUGUCGUGUGGUUUAUAGCCAGAGUGAGACAGGAAGGCAGACUGUACGUAUACUUUAUACGGAAGUACACCAUGUUACGAUUUUGAGAAUUGGCCUGUAAUAUCAGAAACUCUAAUAUAGUCGUCCUCUUUUUCCAGUAUUUGAAAGAGUUUUCUCUUUAGUUCGCUUUUGAAUUGAUUUUUUUUAAGUGUUUUGUUAGAAAGUGGAAUACUGUUCCAAAUUAAAGCACCGGAAAUAGAGAAGGCUCGCUUCAUAUUUUCAGUUCUAACUUGUUCAACAUAGUAAUUUUCAUAAGUAACAGAUCUAGUCCGGUAACUGUGGACAGAAGACAGAAGACUUAAGACUAUCUCAAUGUGAGAGUGCAACGGUAUAACACCAAAAUUUCGCAUAUUUUUUGCCCGGUUCGGUAGGGAUCACGGCAUCACAAAAAAAAAUGCACUUGCACUUUUAUUUGAGUGUCAAUGUAUUUAGCACGAAAGUACUAAUUGGGGACACUAUAUUUCACGUCUCCAACUGGAGACGCGACCGCCAUGCAUUUUACUCGGUCAUCCGAGCCACGCGAAGGUCUAGCCGCUUGCAGUGCAAAGGGAGUACCUUCAUUUCUCGGUUAUUUUAAGACCCUGAGUAUUGGUCCGGCCCCAGGAGUCGAAACCGCGACCUCCCGCUCUGCAGUCAACACGCUCUACCGUCUGAGCUAACACUGCCGCGGUUAUCAGCAAUACCUCAGCGUUCGAUUCAAGCUUGGCGGCGCCGAUUCACAAUACCAGUUUCGAUUCAAGGAUGGCUGAAUUGUCUAUUAACCACAUGCACGAAGUUGAUUUUGUGUUAAUUAUUGGACCGAGAUCUCGACAUACCGUUCUAGCUCGGCUCAUGAAAUUAGCCCCUUUCUUACGAAAGUAAUAGAUUCUUAUAAAAAAUGACCAGUAAUUAAUUGUGUUCGAGGUACGAGAACGCAACCCCUAAUUUGCGUUGGGUGUUCUGUGCAUUAUUGGGUUCCCUGUGCAAUUAAUAAGGGAGGUUUUUUCGAGAUUGCAUUUGUCGUCGUCGUCGACACACAUUUGCCUCGCUUUGAGGCGCUUGCUUACGUUUUGCCUCACUUUGACGAACUAACUCACGUGGUGAUUAGUGCGUCCUCAAGCGUUUGUAGAGGUCUUUUAUUCUGUCUUGGUAAAUCUUUUAAAAGUUUGCUGAAUCUUCGUAUAGCGUACAUAUUUCAAGAGUAUGCUGAAGGUCUACUAUCGAUCUGUCUUUGCUGAAUCUUUGAAAACGUUCAUCUUUAAAAAGUUUCGGCGGCCGUUGUGCCACAAAGUAAAUCUACCGAGUUGUGUAGCUCGGCGCCCGUUGUGCCACAAAGUAAAUCUACAGAGUUGUGUACUCGGCGGCCGUUGUGCCACAAAGUAAAUCUACCGAGAUGUGAAGCUCGGCGGCGCCGUUUCAUCAUGACUUGUGAUAUUUUCGGCACCGGACAAACGAACAUUUUAGGUCUAUGUUAUUUGUUCGGAAAAACUUAUAAACAGCCCACAGUAGCUCCACUCAAGUCACUGAAAUCAACACACUCGACCAAACUACUGCACUUACUGAGACGGACCAUACGAUAUCACUAGCCUUCAAGGCUUUUUCAUGAUGAUACACAGUUUAAACAGAGGUUUCGCUUUAAGCAAUCCUUACGUUUAAAAUAUGCCAUGAUCAAAUUAAAGCCCGGUUUCCAUAUGAUCGCUACCAUCGCUGUGAUCGCUGCGAUCCUGAGAAAAAAAAAAGACUUCUGGAUCAUAACGAUCAUAUGAAACCAUUCUCCAGCGAUCUCAGCUACAAUAAUCGCUGAGAUAUAAAAAGUUCUAUCUCAGCGAUCGUUGUCGCUGCGCUUGCGGGAGAGUGGUUUCCAUGUGAUCGCUGAACUUUUUUUUCUUAGCGAUCGCAGCGAUCGUAGCGAUCAUAUGGAAACUGGGCUUAAUCUAUCGCAAUAACCAUCCACCCUACCUGUACGCCUUACAAACAUACCGAACGCACUCUUCUAAGCUCCGAUUACUCCUAGUUUUAAAAGUAUAUCAAUCGGCUGCUUUCCAGUUACUGUACAGAUUUCCCCUUUUUUGUAUUAUGACUAUAUCCUUUUCUAUCACACGAGGCAUCCUCAGGCAAGAAAAUGUAUCCUCUUAUCAAAUUAGCAAACUUAAUUUUGAUAAUCGGGACGCUGCUACACAAAAAGAUAUUAUUGUAUUGAAAAUCAUUUGCAAUCAGAGACACUUAAUUUGGGGUUAUGUGACCAACGAAACGUUGCGUAAUUAUAAAUAGUAUCUUUCAAGUUGGGUAGCUUGCAAUUUUUAAAACUAUAUGAAAAUUAACUGAACAAUUUAACUACUUAAAGAUUGACCCGAAUAACCAGAAGUUGUUGGGAAUUCGGGACUCGUCCAUGAAAGAAAAAAGCAAACUGCAAGAAAGCCACCAAGAAAAGGUAAGGAUGAAAAAAAAUACUACACUCUUGGUUGUAGGCGGAUACCAAAUAAUCAGUUUCGGCCAGUGAAACAAAAACUUAGCAAGACGUCUGCACACGCAUGCUGGGUUAGAGCGAUUUUAAUUCGUAUGACCUUGAAAUGAAAACACGCGAACAUAACAGAAACAACAAACGAACCGAAAUAGGGCGAUUUGAUUGGUUUAUCGAACGGAUACGGUUGGUUGGUUGGUUGGUUGGUUAAGCGAACCCUCGGGUGAAAAAACUUCAUGUCCGAAAACGUUCAACAAAUUAACCAAUACUUCGCUUUGAUGUCAUACUGCAACGCGAUUGGCCAAUCGAACUAGCGUAUUCUUUUUUGGCGGGAAAACAAAGAGGUCAUAUUUUCAUCUUUUCAUCCCUUGGCUGAUAAAACAAAUAACGAACACUUACCGAUUUCAUUUUUUAAGGUCACACGAAAAUCACUCUAACUGCACAAGUAACGGUAUACACUAGGCGACAAGUCGAAGCAACGGCCUCGUCCUCAGUGUUGCAGCAACUUGUCGCUCGUCCUGUAGUGUGUUCCGACCAUUAUCUCUUUAGCGUUGGAAUGAAUGUGCGGGAAUUUAUGGGGAAUAAUUAAGAGACAAGGUAAGGAAUUUUGUGUAACAAGAGAAUAAAUUUUGACUUAGAAAAUAAAUUCUCACCCUUUUUUAUUAUUAAAUGGUCAAUAAUCCCAAACAUGAAGGCUUAGAAAUAUUUAAUAUGCUCCAGAAAAACGUUUCUGUUGAAUUCAGUCAAAGAAUAGGCAAAUAAUUGGGUGAUUUUGAUGACGUACUGAAAAGAUUAUUCUACUUGUUCAAACAUAUGUGUUUUAUGUGCAGAAUUCCGAUUCAGAUCCAGCCUCUUCGCGAAUGCGUAUCCGUUGAGAGAGUGAUUUUGGUAUCAUUACGCCCGAUUUUUCUUCUUCACUGUCAAAUAUGACCACAAGUUUCAAUGUUUCUAUCAAUGUCGCCUUGGGGAACAUAGAUAUUCACCAGAAACAGUAAUUACUGUUCCCCUUGGGUUAAUUAAUUAUCAAGGUAAUAUAUAGAUUUAGCCAGGGGUAAAAACAAAAUAUAAAAUCGUGUAAUGCUACGCGGCGAAGGCAAAGAGAACGGUGAAAAAACAACAAUUGGUCUUAAGCAAAAAAGCAACUUUGCAUGUACACCAGAGUCCUUUUUGGACAUUUCUUUGUCGUUGUUUUUCACGACUACAAAGUGAAACUUCUAGAAACUUCCUAGUUACACGUUUUAUGGAGGAAAUGUCUUAAGUGUUCUUGUCCACUUUUUUUUCACUGCCGCUCAUUUUUCAUCAUGGUGGCCGCUAACAUUUCUCAUUUUCUCACCGCCGCAACAAGUUUUUCAUGUUGUUCUUCCAACAAAAAAUGUUUCCUUUAGUAGAUCAAAAGAACUAUUUUUUUACUUAUUGCCAUAAUUAUUAGGAAUCUUAUUAGCUUGGCAUUGACAGAUAUUAAUUAGUUUUUGCAGGUGGUCGUGUUUGUGGUGUUAGAACUGGCCUAGGUUCUUUGGUACUUGUCUUGCGGCUGUGCGUAGGCUAAUCUAUUCCCUUACAAUAGCAAACCUAUUCCGGUCAGCUAACCCAAACAUGUCCAGUUUUGGCUAUAAAAACCGCUACUAUACUUGAACUAGUAAGUAGAGAUGAGUAGAAAAGUAGAAAAGAGUUACAAGAGUAGGAAAAUUAAGAUUGUUAGCAGAAGUCAAAGAAGAAUAAAGGCCGAGAUGUAAAUCAGAUUCCUGGUACCUCAUCGUGUAGCGAGCGAGUUGCUCGAACACAACCCCACAAUAGUUUGCCACAAACAUCUAUCCUCCAUUGCAUUUCUCAAUUCCUCAAACUCAAGCCCUGCGUCCUCCUUAAGCACAAUGUGUAGUUCUUGGGUAGCCCUCCCAUGUCUUUGUUACGGUGUCUAGAACUUACCAAAAGAUAACAACUGCUAAGUAUCUGUAGAGUUUCAGAUUAAGCAUCAAUGAUACAAAAAAAUUUGGUACCCGACUUGCAAUGUUUAAAACUUGCCUAAAACGGCGAACAUAAGACUGAAUGGGCGGCCUGUCGGAAACGGGCCUCGCAAAAUCAGAGUAACGACCUACCAAUAGAAGAGAAUUGUGGAGUUUUAGGUCCCUACUCUACAACAAUUUCAAGGCGUUCCAAAACUAAGAGUGCUAUCUUAUAGAAAUUUGAUGUUGGGUUUUUAGGCAAACCAUUUUUGCCACACUCGAUUGAGAAAAAAAAAACAGUCUAAUCGUUUUACUUUUUACACAUAACAACUGAAACGAUUGGUCGCUUACGGGCUGCCAGUUAACUUUAACUCACACUCCCUUAUAAACCCGUACCGUCUUUACGAGUUGCAAGGCACCGAGAAUGGAGUCUAUAAGAAUGAAUAAUAUACACCGCUUGUCAUCGAUGAAACUUAUUAUAAGCUUAAUCCAAUCAGAACACCGACUUGUACUGGAAUGUUUAUUAAACCUUCCUAAAUGCCUUCCAAUAUCUGCCGAUUUCUGUUGUAUUUCUUCUUUGACUAUUUGACCUUACCACGUUAACCCUUUUGGUUGAAUUUGAAAAAUUAAAAAGGGGGAUUCCGGCCCAACAGGUGCCUUACAGCGCAUAGUGCCGCGGUUAUAUCCAGGUAUAGAUUUUAAAUUUAAAAAAACCAUAAUGCAACAUGUGAUUUCAUACACUUUGCGUGAUUUGCUUCGCAGAGAACUGACGCGAAUCCGACACACACCAUUGGGAGCACUAGCAGUUCUAGUAGAAUUGACAACUUUGAAGGCAGAUCGGAAGAAGGAAAGGCUUAUGGCAACCAUAGAAACACUUUUGACAGUCUGGAAGAUUUUACAUCUGCCAGAGACUACUAUAAACGUCGCCUAAAAACUGCCAAAACAUUGGGUGACAGAUCGGGUGAAGGAGCGGCGUAUGGCUGUCUUGGCAUCUCCUGUCAAAGUCUGGGUGAUUUCAAAACAGCCAUAGACUACCAUGAACGUCAGCUGAAUGUUGCAAAAGAACUCGGUGAUAGAGCGGGAGAAGGGACUGCGUAUGGCAACCUUGGAUGCGCCCAUUACGGUCUGGGAGAUUUUAAAACGGCUGUAGACUACCAUGAACGUUGCCUUAAAGUAGCAAAAGACUUGGGUGACAGAUCGGGAGAAGGAAAGGCGUAUAACAAUCUUGGCAAUGCCCAAGACAGUCUGGGAAAUUUUAGAACAGCUUUAAAUUACUGUGAACGUAGCCUGAAACUUGCGAAAGAGUUGGGUGAUAGAUCCGCAGAAGGAGCGGCAUAUGGUAAUCUUGGCAUCUCCUAUCACAGUCUUGGAGAUUUCAAAACAGCCAUGUACUACCAUCAACGUAGUAUGAAAAUCGCGAAAGAAUUGGGUGAAAGAUCAAGGGAAGGAGAGGAAUAUGCCAAUCUUGGCAUCUCCUGUCACAGUCUGGGAGAUUUUAAAACAGCCUUAGACUACCAUACACGUUGCAUGAAAAUUGCAAAAGAGUUGGGAGACAGAUUAGCAGAAGGAAAAGCGUAUAAUAAUCUUGGCAACACCCAAUACAGUCUAGGGAAUUUUAAAACAGCCAUAGACUUCCAUGAACAAAGUCUGAAAAUUGCCAAAGAAUUGGGUGACAGAUCGGGAGAAGAACAAGCGUAUAGCAAUCUUGGCGGCGACCUCAACAGCGUGGGAAAGUUCAAAACAGCCAAAGACUACCACGAACGUAGCCUGAAAAUUGCGAAAGAACUGGGUGACAGACGGGGAGAAGGAAGGGCAUAUGGUGAUCUGGGAAUCGUCCAUCUCAGUCUCGGAAAUUUUAAAACGGCAAUAGACUAUCAUGAACGUCAUCUGGAAAUUGCGAAAGAAUUGGGCAACCGAUCAGGAGAGGGAAUUGCAUAUAGCAAUCUUGGCGACGCCCAUAACAGGCUGGGAAGUUUCAAAACAGCCAUAGACUACAAUGAACGUAGCCUGAAAAUUUCUAAAGAAUUGGGCGACAGGUUUGGAGAAGGAGAGGAAUAUGGCAAACUUGGCAUCUCACAUAGCAGUCUGGGAAAUUUUAAAACAGCCAUAGAGUACCAUGAAGGUCAUCUGAAAAUUGCCAAAGAACUGGGUCAUAGGUCGGGAGUUCAAACUGCGUAUAUCAAUCUUGGAUCCGCCCAUGAACGUUUAGGAGAUUUUAAAGCAGCUAUAGUCUACCAUGAACGGCAUCUGAAUAUUACGAAAGAGCUGGGUGGCAGAGCGGAAGAAGGAUAUGCAUAUCGUAAUCUCGGCAUCUGUCAUAGCAGUCUGGGAGAUUUUAAAACAGCCAUAGCCUACCAUGAACGUCAUCUGAAAAUUGCAAAAGAGUUGGGUGACAAAUCUGGAGAAGGAGCGGCAUAUGGCAAUCUUUUUUUUUCAUAUUAUCAUCAAUUACUGCCACCGCUUUUUUCGAACCUUUUUGUUACUAGCAGCAAUAUUCAUAAUUAUAAUACUAGAAGUUCCUCGCAUUUCCGUUCUCAUGCCUGCCGAACUAACACCAAACAAUUUUCUAUUUUGUUCCAAGGCCCUAAAAUUUGGAAUUCUUUACCAAACUCAGUCACUUCGAUUUUUACAUUGCAAUCGUUUAAAACGAAAGUUUUUGAUUUUCUACUAUAUCGAUAAUGCGUCUUGUACUGUCCGUUGUUGUGUGUUGUUAUAGUUCUAUUGCUUAAUAUUAUUGUAACGAGGGGGCCUCCUCGUACAAGCCUUGUGGUUUUCUGAGGUCCCCUCGCCACAUCUUUGUAUAAUGUAAUGCUUGUGUAAUCUUUAUUGUGGGAAAAUAAUAAAUAAAUAAAUAAAUAAAUCUUGGCUUUUCCCAUCAAAGUCUGGGAGAUUUUAAAACAGCCAUAGACUGCCAAGAACGUCAUCUAAAAAUUGCAAAAGAGUUGGGUGACACAUUGGGAGAAGGAAAAGCGUAUGGCAUUCUUGGCUGCGCCUUUCUCAGUCUGGGAGAUGUCAAAAGAGCCAUAGACUACCUAGAACGUUCUCUUAAAAUUGCGAAAGAAUUGGGUGACAAAUCGGGGGAGGGAAGGGCGUAUGGCAAUCUUGGAUGCGCCCAUGACAGUCUGAGAAAUUUUAAAACAGCCAUAGACUACCAUGAACGAUCUCUGAAAAUUGCGAAAGCUAUGGGCGACAGACCGGGAGAAGGAGGGGCAAAUGGCAAUCUUGGCAUCGCCCAUCAACGUCUUGGAGAUCUUAAAACAGCGGUCGUCUACUAUGAACGUGGACUGAAAAUUGCGAAAGAAUUGGGUGACAAAUCGGGGGAGGGAAAGGCGUAUGGCAAUCUUGGCCAGGUCCAGUACCUUCUAGGAGAUUUGAAGACAGGCAUAGACUACUUUAAACGUAACCAGAAAAUUGCAAAAGAGUUGGGUGACACAUUGGGUGAGGGAACAGCGUGUUCGAAUCUUGGUCAAUCAUUUGAAUUACUAGGCCAAUUUCCAGUGGCUAUUGAAUAUUACCAGACAGGAAUUACUUUCUUUAAUAACAUUAGAGAGCGUCUUCAAUUGAACGACGAGUGGAAAAUAAGCUUGCGUGAUCAAUACCAGACAGCAUACGCAGCCCUUUGGCGCUUGAAAUUAGCAGAAGGUAGCGUUACGGAGGCUUUGUUUUCUGCCGAGCAAGGACGCGCACAAGGUUUAAAAGAUCUUAUUGAAUUAAAGUAUGCCUUUGAAACGACGUAUGCUGGACCAGGUACAGCCAGAAUAAAAACGGUCAAUGAACUGCUCAGUGACCUUCCUCCAAAUACAAUUUUUAUAGCCUUUGGAAAGAGUGAAUUAAAUUUCUGGGUCUGCCAGAAAGGAAAGUGUGUUGAACUAAGAAAGAAGCAAAUCAAUUCGCGGGAUAAAGUCAACAGUUUCUUUCAGGCUAUUUUACAGAUUUUGCAGCAGGAAAUUGGAGCAACAGAUGUUUUGGAGUGUGAAGAUCGAUCACUUGAAUGGGCGAGGGAUAAAAGACUAAUAGCUAAAACAUCGCUCCAGGAUGACAGACAAACCCAACUCUUGGACCUUCAUAGCAGUGCCUUGAGUACAUUGUAUGACAUGAUAAUUGAGCCUAUUCAAGAUCUACUUUUGGGCAGCGAACUAAUAUUUGUUCCUGAAGGUUCACUUUGCUUGGCCCCUUUUGCUGCAUUCCAGAACCCAGAUUUCAAGUACCUUUGCGAGUCAUUCAAAAUUCGCGUGGCUCCAUCCCUCACCAGCUUGAAAAUGAUUGCGGAUUGUCCAGUAGAUUAUCAUCACAAGUCAGGCACACUUCUUGUGGGUGACCCUUUGACAGAGCUUCCACCGCUACCAUGUGCCAGGGAGGAAGUAGAAAUGAUUGGCAGAAUGCUUGGCAGUACACCUCUAAUUGGAACACAGGCCACAAAGGAUGAGGUUUUAGCCCGACUCGAUUCUAUUGCCUUGGUGCACAUCGCUGCACAUGGCAAUAUGGAAACGGGCGAGAUUGCCCUAGCGUCAACAAAAGGUGUGAAAAAGAACAUUUUGACGAUGAGAGAUGUACUGGGUGUUCAGAUGCGAGCAAGACUAGUUGUACUCAGUUGCUGUCAUAGUGCUCGUGGGGAGAUCAAAGCCGAGGGUGUGGUCGGUAUAGCACGGGCAUUUUUGGGUGCUGGUGCUCGUUCUGUUCUGGUGUCGUUGUGGGCGAUUGAUGAUAAAGCCACUUUGGAAUUCAUGAAAAAUUUCUAUCAGCAUCUUGUGAAAGGGAUAAGUGCUAGUGAAUCCUUGAAUCAAACAAUGAACUGUAUGAGAGAAUCUGAGGAGCUUAAUGCAGUCAAGUAUUGGGCACCAUUCGUGCUUAUUGGUGAUGACGUCACCUUGGAAUUUGGUGGGAACGAAUAG
This is a messenger RNA of Porites lobata, 11501 nucleotides long. The record is from the annotation of a GenBank genome assembly. Lineage: Eukaryota; Metazoa; Cnidaria; Anthozoa; Scleractinia; Poritidae.